Messenger RNA from Candidozyma auris, 2106 nucleotides. Its product is annotated as aminopeptidase P. Lineage: Eukaryota; Fungi; Ascomycota; Pichiomycetes; Serinales; Metschnikowiaceae. The transcript has a single exon. Gene Ontology annotation, molecular function: metalloaminopeptidase activity. The record is from RefSeq and is a predicted model, not a curated record. The coding region runs from base 1 to 2106 and encodes 701 amino acids.
AUGUCCGUGGCUCAAAGAAGAAUUUCCAGAGCAGAGUGCUCCAACUGCACUUGCUCUCCAGGCUUAUUAUCACGAAACAGGAGAUCGUCGACUUUUGCUAAAAGAAUUUCCAUCAAAAGAUUCAACUCCCAGCUGGGCUCACCAAAGGGCUCCAGAAAGGGUUCCGUCUACACUAUCGACGCUGCUUCCUUGUGUGUGCCAGAAAUCAAGGAGGUCAACACAUCGGCGAGAUUGGAGAAACUCAGAAAGUUGAUGAAGGAAAAUGACUUGGGCGUUUACGUGAUUCCCUCGGAAGACCAACACCAGUCGGAGUACGUGGCUCCGGUGGAUCAGAGACGUGCGUUUAUUUCGGGCUUCUCUGGAAGCGCUGGCGUCGCUGUUGUCACCAGAGACGUAAACAGCUUCGGUGAAGUGCCAGAAGGUUCUGCUGCAUUGGCCACCGAUGGCAGAUACUUUACUCAGGCAACAAACGAGUUAGAUUUCAACUGGACGUUGUUGAAGCAAGGCCAGAAGGAUGUGCUUUCUUGGGAGAAAUGGGCUGUUCAGCAGGCCAUCCAGUUGUCUGUAGACUCCGGAAAGCUUGUCAAAAUCGGCGUUGACCCUAAAUUGAUCAGUUUUCUGUCCUUUGACAAGAUAACAAAAGCCAUUGAGGAAGAGACCAAGAAGAAGACCGAAGCCCAAGUUGAACUUGUACCGGUCAAAAAGAAUCUCGUGGACGCUAUCUGGCCUGAGUUUGAGGAAGUUCCUCCUGUUCCCGAGAAUAUCAUCAAGGUACUUGAUGAAAAGUUCGCUGGAGAAGGUGUGAAUGCCAAAAUUACAAAAGUUAUUGACGCUGUUAAAGAAAACAAUUGCGACGGUAUUAUUAUCAGCGCUUUAGACGAGGUUGCCUGGCUUUUAAACUUAAGAGGCAGCGACAUACAAUACAAUCCCGUAUUCUACAGUUAUGUGAUCAUUGACGCCGACAAGGAAAGUGUUACUUUAUAUGCAAACAAUAAGAAGUUUGAUUCCCCCGUUAGUCUGCAUUUGGAAAAGAACAAUGUGAAAGUUAAACCUUACGAAUCCUUUUGGGAGGAGCUAAGCAAGGUUUCCAAGAGUUUCAAAGAAUCAAAGAAAUCAUUUUUGUUAGAUGAGGGUAGUGCGUCCUGGGAUAUCGUUCGUACUCUAAAUUGUGAGCAUGUGCAUGUUUCCCCGACACCUGUGGAAAAUUUGAAAGCAAUUAAGAAUCUGACAGAGUUAGAAGGUGCUAAAUUAGCUCAUUUAAAGGACGGUAGAGCGUUGUGCAAGUUUUUCGCUUGGCUUGAGGAAGAGGUAGCUAAUAAAGUGGAGUUGAUUAACGAAGUCGAAGCUGAUCAAAAGCUAUUUGAACUUAGAUCUGAGGAAGCAAAUUUCGUUGGUUUGUCUUUUGACACCAUCAGUGCAUCGGGUGCCAACGGUGCCAUUAUCCACUACAAGCCUACCAAGGAAGCUUGCGCUACCAUAGACCCUUCCAAGAUCUACCUUAAUGAUUCCGGUGCUCAGUAUUUGGAGGGUACCACGGACACCACCAGAUGUGUGCACUUCGGAACGCCAACGCAAGAGGAGAUCGACAAUUAUACAUUAGUGUUGAAGGGCAACAUCGCGUUAGGUAGUUUGAAGUUUCCCGAGAAGACUCCGUUGACUGAUACUGUCGCCAGACAGUAUUUGUGGAAGCAAGGUAAAGAUUUUGGCCAUGGUACAUCUCAUGGAAUCGGUGCUUUCUUGAAUGUGCAUGAGGGACCCAUUGGUCUCGGACCAAGAGCUAACUCCAAGAAUCUUUUGAAGCCAGGUCACUUGCUAUCUAACGAGCCAGGCUACUACGAGGAAGGUGAAUAUGGAAUUCGUAUUGAGAACGUCAUGUUCGUGAAGCCUAGCGGAUACGAAUAUAAUGGUAAAAAGUUCAAUGAGUUUGAGACCGUUACCAGAGUACCAUUCUGCCGUCGUUUGAUUAACCAGAAUAUGCUCACAAAGGAAGAGAAAGAAUGGAUCGAUGAUUACCAUAAAACCAUUUGGAAGGAAUUGAGCGGCAGUUUCAUCAAGAAUACUAUCGAAUGGGCGUGGUUGAAGAGAGAGACUGCCUCGUUAAAGUAA